Molecule: messenger RNA, 3034 nt
Organism: Jaculus jaculus (lesser Egyptian jerboa)
Lineage: Eukaryota; Metazoa; Chordata; Mammalia; Rodentia; Dipodidae
Gene: Dcun1d3
Product: defective in cullin neddylation 1 domain containing 3
Exons: 4
Coding region: 378-1295 (305 amino acids)
Biological process (GO): positive regulation of ubiquitin-protein transferase activity; protein neddylation
Cellular component (GO): ubiquitin ligase complex
Molecular function (GO): ubiquitin-like protein binding; ubiquitin conjugating enzyme binding; cullin family protein binding
Source: RefSeq, a predicted model, not a curated record
CGCCGCCGGUGGGCCGCAGAUGAAGAGGAGGCGGCAGCCGUGGUGGAAGAAGAGGCGGCGGCGGCGGGGGUAGGGAACCUGGAAACGCGAGCGGGGAUGGUAGGUGGUUUGGACCCGCCGGGCCGCCGUCGUUUCCAGAAAGGGUUGGACUGGAGGAACCUCUGGAGCAGCUCGCCAGCACACCUCAAUCCAGGGCCUCGGGGACCGGGGACCCGGGCUGCCCCGAAGGGGGUGCGCACUCUGAUCCUAAAGUCCUGGCUAAGCGCUCUGAGGUAGGCUGGCUCCUCUGACUAAUGGCAUGUUGAAGUACGUGGGCCAGUGGCAGAGAGGGCGUCUGAUCCAGAGGGGGCCACUCUAGAGGCCAGGCCAUCACCACCAUGGGCCAGUGUGUCACCAAGUGCAAGAAUCCUUCAUCAACCCUGGGCAGCAAGAAUGGAGACCGGGACCCCAGUAGCAAAUCACAUAGCAGGCGAGGGGCCGGCCACCGUGAGGAACAGGUGCCACCCUGUGGCAAGCCAGGUGGGGAUAUUCUCGUCAAUGGGACCAAGAAGGCAGAGGCUGCCACUGAGGCCUGCCAGCAGCUGCCAACGUCUUCGGGAGAUGCUGGGAGGGAGUCCAAGUCCAAUGCUGAGGAGUCUUCCUUGCAGAGGUUGGAAGAACUGUUCAGGCGCUACAAGGAUGAGCGGGAGGAUGCAAUUUUGGAGGAAGGCAUGGAGCGCUUUUGCAAUGACCUAUGUGUCGACCCCACGGAAUUUCGAGUGCUGCUCUUGGCUUGGAAGUUCCAGGCUGCUACCAUGUGUAAAUUCACCAGGAAGGAGUUUUUUGACGGUUGCAAAGCAAUAAGUGCAGACAGCAUUGAUGGGAUCUGUGCACGGUUCCCCAGCCUCUUAACAGAAGCCAAACAAGAGGACAAAUUCAAGGAUCUCUACCGGUUUACAUUUCAGUUUGGCCUGGACUCUGAAGAAGGGCAGCGGUCACUCCAUCGGGAAAUAGCCAUUGCUCUGUGGAAACUAGUCUUUACCCAGAACAAUCCUCCUGUAUUGGACCAAUGGCUAAAUUUCUUAACAGAGAAUCCCUCGGGUAUCAAGGGCAUCUCCCGGGAUACUUGGAACAUGUUCCUUAACUUCACUCAGGUGAUUGGCCCUGACCUCAGCAACUACAGUGAAGAUGAAGCUUGGCCAAGUCUCUUCGAUACCUUUGUGGAGUGGGAAAUGGAGCGAAGGAAAAGAGAAGCCGAAGGGAGAGGUGCACUCAGCUCAGGGCCGGAGGGCUUAUCUCCUGAGGAGCAGACUUAGUGGCUUUGUCCCAGGACCAGUAAGGGUCUGCCUGCUGCUUUGCAGCCAAGUGAGGAAUUGGACUUUUCUGGAAAUUACUGAAGAUCCGGAUAUUUUCUACUUUACACCUUUCUCUGCCUUGUAUUUGAAAGGGCUCUAAAAUGCUGUAUCAUGUUUUAGGCACUUUCUUCAUUUUUGGGGGGUUAUUUUGGUUAUUUCUUUUUUGGGGGGGAAGUAAUCCCUCAAAAUAUUUGAACCUGGCUACAUGUUGUGUAUCUUUUUUUGAAGCCUUCAGAUAGAAUAAGCCUGCCAUUUCUUGCACAAAGUUAGGUAUGUUUUGUUUAUGUGGGGAGGGUGGAGAGCGGGAAGGGGAAUGGAACAGUUAGGAUGAGUUAACAUUACAAACUACAGUGCCAGUCUCAGUUUGCAUAUUGUUUUUCAGGGCAGGUCUGUACUGUGUGUAGUGCUGUUUACAUGGUUGAAUUUAGGUUAUAAUAAUUAUUUUUAAAAGAUUUACACAGAUUUGAAUAACAGUGUUAACUGUUAACCAUAUUGCAUUAAUUUCCAGACAAUUUAGAGCUCUUGGAGCACCAAGGCCAGUCAAGAGCAUUUGCAGUCUGGUGACAACCCCCCUUUAAGCUAAUUUAUCCAAAACUCUAUUUCUCUCACUUCUUGCUCAUUCCUUCUUUGACCUGUUGCAUUUCAUGUUGAAUUUAUCCAAUCAACAUGCUGCACCUGUCAGUCAAGUGAGCAGUUUUGUUUUGUUAGGACACAUUGUACUGAAUACCACUCCAACAUUGAAUGCAGAGAAAGCAGUGCUACCUCAGUUUUGCUGGAAGUAGAAAUCUUUGAUAGUUUUCUUUGAAGUUUCUGUAGUUUCAUGUUGUGAAUGGAAAUACUUUUUUUUUUUUCCCUUCUUCUUUUGCCUUGGAGCCAAAGUUUCUGUUGCAGGUGGUCAGAAAUCGUGCCUGUAGCCAGCUGACGUAAAAGAAAACUGUGGUAUGGAGCUCUGCUUGAACUUUUUUUUUUAUUUUGAGUAUCAUCAGCUUACUUGUCUGGCAAGUGCAGAAGCCUGGGACUGGCUUGAACUCUGCCAAACAGAUUAUCAAAGUGUAUUUAAUGGCUAAACGUGUGUGCCCUUUCCCUUCUUGCUGCACCCAUGUUGUCACUUAACCCCCAGGAGUUAUUUAUUAUCUUUUUGUUAAUGUCAAGGUCAAUUGGGGUAAUGUGAUGACUGUUUAGGUUUACAUGAUCUUCCUUUCCUUCCCCUGCCCCCAAAUAUGUAUAUAUACAUAUAUAAAAUAUGUAUAUAUUUUACCUAUAUAAAAUAUAUAUAUACACAUAUAUGUAUCUAUAUUCCUUUGUUUCUUUGCCUGCUAAAACUGGCCAUAAAAGAGAGAGCUGCCUUCAAUACGUAGUUUCAGAAGAGUGCCAGGGAGCAUCAUAAUGGAGGCUGCUGUAUCUGAAUUUGGAACAUUUUUACUAAAAAGAACAUGAAUUUGCUCACAGGAGGGAGGACCCAAUCCUCCAGACUCUUCUACACACUCCACAAGGCCAGCUUUGGCCAAAUUGCCACUGGGGCCUGAGGAAUUGACUCUGUCCUACUUGGUUUCAGUAGAGGAGGACCCUACGUAUUUUUUCAUUAAAAAAAAAAAAGUCCUCAAAAAUCUGUACUGGAAAAGUAGGUGGGAAGAGCUUGUACAGUUCAGCUUCCAACACUUUGGAACACAUUAAAAAGGGAAUCUUUUAAUAAAAGCUUA